Messenger RNA from Spathaspora passalidarum NRRL Y-27907, 1767 nucleotides. RefSeq lists its product as uncharacterized. The transcript has a single exon. The record is from RefSeq and is a predicted model, not a curated record. NCBI's taxonomy places the organism in Eukaryota, Fungi, Ascomycota, Pichiomycetes, Serinales, Debaryomycetaceae. Bases 741 to 899 code for a protein of 52 amino acids.
AUUCAAUUUCUUGUAAACUAUUGUUGAUUCUUCAUUCUGAAGUAAAUAUGUAGCAAUUCGUUAUGUACCAAUUAGUUCCUAUAUAAUGGCAUACCGAGGAGGCUAUGAACCUUUCAACUUCAAACUGCAUUAUUGUCUUUUUUUUUUUGAACAGAUUGCAAUAAUGAGAAUAAUGAUGACACAUUCACAAUUUAACAGAGUUUAUUCUCAGAUGUCUUUAGUCGUAUUCUUACAUGUUACGUCCACCUUGAUUGUAAAACAUUGUCGCACAAAAUCUUUAUUUUGGGAUAUUGUGAAACUAAAUUUAGAAAACUUGUUGCUUAAGUAAUUUCUAUGCAUACAAUAUGUUUUGGAUGUCAAUUUUUGCUGAGUCAAUUUGAAAGCAAUUUACUUGCUGGUGGAAAGAAAUAAUUUUGAAAAACUUUUAACUUAUUUUUUGGAAAUAUACUGCAAAUAACUUUACAACAUUCUAUACGUAACUUAUUUGCUAAUUAUUAUCAGCCACAUAUAUAGUUCAGUCAUAUAUAUACAGGAAUAUUAUAACGAUAUAUAAGAAAACAUAAUAGUAUAACAGAUUUCAGCAAAUGAUAUUGAAAAUUAAAUGGGCAUAAAACAACUAAUAAACCAUCCAGCAAUUCUCAUUGUGCUUCUUACACCACUACCAAGGCAAGGUUUUUAUCGUAACAUCUCUGAAGACAAUUGAUUGUAGUUUGAUAAAACUACCAUAACUACAGUCAUACAUGGAUAAUUCUGUCAAUCCCGAAAAGAAGAGAAUUUUCUCUAAGCUGCUAGGUAUUUUAACCCAAGGUGUGGUAUUAAAACUAGAUAGUAUGGCCUUCUGGAAAUUUUGGGUCUGCUUACAGAUAAAGCGAACGGUAUCGCAAAGUUUCACAUUUUAAAUUACUUUCAAUCGAUGGAUAUUAAUAAUAGGUUGAGCCAAAUAUAGAGUAAUAAAAUUUAAAUACAAUCCUCUUAACAAGAUGAAUGUGCCCGUCGUUGGGAAACCAUGUCAAUGGGUCAUUACUAUUAAUCACUGUAUAUUUGAAGUAGAAGGGAGUAUAGAUAUCAGCAGAAACAUGGUAGUAACGACCUAAGCUAUCCACAUAGAUGGAAUUAUACAACUUUGGUUUGUUCAAAUAGUAUAUUAAGGAGCUAACAGUAAAAUUUUCGCAUAUGUGGAUCUGAGUGAGAUGACCUAACGUGUUUAACAAGAAUAUCAUCAAGUAACAAUGUAACUGAGAACUUCGCCUCUGUAGUAGCUGAAAUCGUUUCUGUAUUUAUCGCUUGGAUGGUAUUAAUACGCUGGGUGAUUUGUAUUAUACGGUCAAUGUUUUAUAGUAUAUAUUUCAUUUGUUUCAUGGGCACUUCUGCUAUCUUCUUCACCUACGGAUCUUUAUUUGAUGGGGGUAACAUUUAGUUUAAAGAACAUAUGUUAGACUGCUUUGAUCGGAUAAAGUCAACUGUUUGCUUAAGAAUAUGAAUUACAUUUCAGUUUUACCCAGAGCUCAGACCAGGUCUUUAAACAGACCAGCAAAUAUCUGUUCAUAACAAGCAUACAUGUAUUUCUAAAGUGACGCAGGAAAUUUUAAAGUCCAAAAUAUUAUUACCAGGCUGCAAUUUUCUCUGCUUUACUUUUUUUUGUGGUCACUCGGUCGGAUAAAUAUUCAAGCUGCAAAGCGAAGCCGGUAAUAUUAUUUUGGUAUAGAAAUGUUUCUACUUGGGGAACUUUUUAUGAGCCUCGAGGAGCAUAACUGUAUGAUUUUCCUU